AUGGAGGAGGUCUACGUCUUCGGCGAUCAAACCGCCGACUGUCGGGCGUUCUUCGCCAAGGUCUUCUCCAGGAAGGACGAUGUCAUCCUACAGAGCUUCCUGGAGAGGGCUGGCGAAGCCGUCAGAGUCGAAAACCGAGCCCGAUCCCAUCCUUCGAAAGCAGUCCCUAAUUUCUCUACCAUUCAAGAACUAGUCGAUCGUUAUUACAGAGGCGAGGCCAAAGAUCCCGCCGUUGAGAGCGCUCUUGUUUGUAUUUCGCAGUUCACUCACUUCUUCGGUGCUUUCGAGGAGAGAACACCCUCAUACAUUCCUCAUAAUGUAGACGCCCGGCUGGUCGGUCUAUGUACCGGUUUAAUUGCAGCUGCCGCGGUCGCCUCUUCAGAUUCACUUACAGCCCUCCUUCCCCUCGCCGUGGAGUCUGUCCGCAUUGCGUUCCGUGCAGGUGCUCAUGUGGGCAAGGUGGCAGAGCAGAUCGAGUGCGAUUCCAAGCCCCAGUCAUGGUCGACCAUCGUGGCUGCGGACGAGAAGUCCGCGCAGACUGCUUUGGACGCGUUUCACAAAGAGAAGGGCACUUCACCUACCAACAAGCUGUGGAUCAGCGCCUCUUCCGCAACCUCGGUCACCAUCAGUGGGCCGCCGUCUACGAAGGCCUCGCUAUUCAAGGACUCCGAGUUCUUCUCCACCCAUAAAAACGCACCCGUGUCCAUCUACGCUCCCUACCACGCCUCCCACCUUCAUUCCCAGGCAGACCUCGAGAAGAUCCUCAGGCCGCAGACGAAGGACAUUUUCAGCAACACCACAGUCAGAUAUCCCGUCUGUUCCAGUGUCACCGGCAAGCCCAUCCACGCACAGAACGGCUUCGAGCUCCUGCAGGGUGCUUUGAAAGAGAUUGUGAUUGAGCCGCUGAGAUGGGACAAGGUCUUGAAAUACUGCGCCUCUGGCAAGGCUGAGGAAGCCAAGGUCUUCGCCGUGGGUCCCACCAACCUCGCCAGCAGCGUCGUUUCCGCCCUCAAAGCCAGCACACCAAAAGUCGCCCUCGAGGAUCAGUCCCACUGGUCUACCGUGGCCCCGGCGGGAACGAAGCACUCCAAGAAAGAGGCCGACAUUGCCAUUGUUGGGUACUCCGGCCGUUUCCCUGAUGCGGCCGACAGCGAGCUCUUCUGGCAGCUGCUGGAGAAGGGUCUCGAUGUGCACAGGCCAGUUCCCCCGGACAGGUUCCCCGUCGAUUCACACACGGACCCGACCUCCAAGAAGAAGAACACUUCCCACACACCUUUCGGAAACUUCAUUGAGAAGCCCGGUCUAUUUGAUGCAAGGUUCUUCAACAUGUCGCCUCGAGAGGCGGCACAAACAGAUCCCAUGCAGAGACUGAUGCUUGCCACUGGCUACGAGGCCAUGGAAAUGGCCGGUAUCGUCCCAGGACGCACUCCUUCGACCAAGCAUGACAGAAUUGGUACCUUCUACGGCCAGACCUCCGAUGACUGGCGUGAGGUCAACGCGGCCCAGGAUAUUGAUACGUAUUUCAUUUCCGGAGGCGUGCGUGCCUUUGGUCCGGGUCGUAUCAACUAUUUUUUCAAGUUCUCCGGGCCCAGCUUCUCGGUGGAUACGGCCUGCUCUUCCAGCUUUGCUGCGAUGAACGUCGCCAUUACUUCCCUGCGAGCAAACGAGUGCGACACUGCGUUCACAGGCGGUGCCAACGUGCUCACGAACUCGGAUAUUUUCUCUGGUUUGAGCAGAGGUCACUUCCUGUCUAGAACCGGAUCGUGCAAGACUUGGGAUAACGACGCCGAUGGCUACUGCCGAGGUGACGGUGUCUGCACAGUCAUCAUGAAGAGACUCGAAGACGCCGUCGCUGACCGCGAUCCCAUCCUGGGCGUCAUUCGCGGGAUCGGCACGAACCACUCUGCAGAGGCCGUCUCGAUCACGCAUCCUUGCGCGGAAAACCAAGCUUUCCUGUUCGACAAGGUGCUCAAGGAGUGCAACGUGCACUGCAAUGAUGUCAACUACGUCGAAAUGCACGGCACCGGUACCCAGGCAGGUGAUGGCAUUGAAAUGGAGUCCGUGUCCUCAGUCUUCGCUCCACGACAGAACCGCAGGCGACCAGAUCAGCCCCUGUACGUCGGAGCGGUGAAGUCCAAUAUCGGUCACGGUGAGGCCGUCUCCGGUGUGUCUGCGCUCAUCAAGGUGAUCUUGAUGCUGCAGAAGAGCAAGAUCCCUCCCCACACUGGUAUCAAGAAACAAAUCAACAAGAACUUCGCACCCGACCUGAAGGAGCGCAAUGUUAACAUCGCUUUCCAGACCACUGCAUUCCCUCGACCUGCUGGUGGCAAGCGAACCGUGUUCAUCAACAACUUUAGUGCGGCUGGUGGUAACACGGCAAUGCUGCUCCAGGAUGGUCCAGAGGUCCCUGCGGAGCCCACGUCUGAUCCCCGAUCUACCCAGGUAGUGACAGUUUCGGCCAAGUCGCUGGCUGCGUUCAAGAAGACCGUUGCCAAGUACGAGGAGUAUCUCAACAAGAACCCCAACGUCGGUCUUCCCGACCUCGCCUAUACGGUGACGGCGCGUCGUGCGCACUACAACUACCGCGCGGCGUUCCCUGUGCAGUCCGUCUCACAACUGCAGGCAGCUCUCAAAGCCACUCAAGAUCAGACCCACAACCCCAUUCCUCUCGCCGCGCCUCAGAUCGCCAUGGCAUUCACUGGCCAGGGCUCUCAGUACACCGGCAUGGGCCAGAAGCUUUUUGAGACCUCCAAGCAGUUCCGUGGAGACAUCGAGGAGUUCAACGACAUCGCUCUCCGCCAGGGUCUCCCGUCGAUCAUGCCUCUCAUUGACGGGUCGACUGAGGUCCAGCAUCUGCCCCCCACCGUGGUGCAGCUAGGAAUGUGCUGUAUCCAGAUGGCCCUCACACGCCUCUGGGCGACCUGGGGCGUCACACCCAGCGUGGUGAUUGGCCACUCCUUGGGUGAGUAUGCCGCUCUCCAAGCCGCCGGUGUCUUGUCUGUCGCCGAUACCAUCUACUUGGUCGGGAAGCGGGCGCAGCUUCUAGAACAAAAAUGCACCGCCGGUACUCACGCCAUGCUGGCUGUCCGGUCUCCGGUCGCAGGUCUGCAGGAUGUCGUUGCCAACAGCCAAGGCAAGAUUGAGAUUGCUUGCAUUAACGGUGUCUCCGAUACUGUGCUCUCUGGCACCAUGGGCGACAUUGAUGCUGUUGCCCAAAAACUAGCGGAUGCGGGCCAGAAAUGCACUAAGCUUAAGUUGCCUUUUGCAUUCCACUCGUCUCAAGUUGACCCUAUCCUGGCGGACUUUGAAAAGCUGGCCUCGUCGGUCAAGUAUCAUGCACCCCGUGUCCCCGUCAUCUCGCCUCUUCUGAGCGACAUCGUCAACGUCGGCGGUGUCUUCGACGCGUUUUACCUCAGCAGACACUGUCGCAAGACGGUCGACUUUGUUGGUGGCCUCUCUGCCGGUAUGUCGACUGCCACCAUCAGCGAUACCUCCCUGUGGCUCGAGGUUGGCGGUCAUCCUCUGUGCGCCAGCAUGAUCAAAUCCUGCUUGUCUGCACCCACUCUGCCAACCAUGCGCCGUGACGAGGAUCCCUGGAAGAUCAUCUCCACCUCCAUGGCGGGUCUGUACACCGCCGGAAAGGCCCUCAACUGGGAUACCUUCCACAAGGAGAACGAGGCGCUCCGCGUCCUGAACGACAUGCCAUCCUACGGGUUCGACGAAAAGAAUUACUGGCUCCAGUACACUGGGGAUUGGCUGUUGUACAAGGGCGAUUACCCCAAGAGUGUGGCUCCUGCUGCAGCGGCUCCCGUGGCCACCGGGCCUGCGAAGGCCAGAAAGUACCUGUCCACCGCCGUGCAGGGAAUCGUCUCAGAGGAUGUCAAGGGCAAGGUGGCCACCAUCAUCGCCGAGUCCGACUUCUCCCACCCUAAGUUGUUCCCCGUCGUGGCGGGUCACUUGGUGAAUGGCAGCGGUCUCUGCCCAUCGACCUUGUAUGCUGACAUGGCCUACACUCUCUGCAACUACGGUGUCAACUUGAUCAAACCAGGCGAGAAGGUCGACAUCAACAUCGGCACCAUGGACAACCCCGCUCCACUGCUGCUCAAGAACAUCAACGAGCCCGAGAGCCAGAUCGUGCGCAUGACCAUGAAGAUUGACCUCGACGCCAGAAAAGCCGACUUCACCGUCACCACCAACAACGGCAAGAAGGACGUCGUCCACGCCAAGUGCGUCCUGCGCUUUGAGAACUCGGCUGCCUGGAAGGAAGAGUGGGGCAAGGUGUCGUAUCUUGUCCAAUCCAGGAUUGACAUGCUCAAGCACAAGAUGGAGAACGGCGAGGCCGACAAGGUCAGCCGUUCCAUGGCUUACAAACUCUUCGGUGCUUUGGUCGACUACUCGGAUGUCUUCCAGGGUAUGCAGAGCGUCAUCUUCGACGGCCCGGAGUUUGAAGCGACCAGCAACAUCAAAUUCCGUGCCGGUCCCAACGACGGUGACUUCUACUUCAGCCCCUACUUCAUUGACAGCGCCUGCCAUCUGUCAGGCUUCACUGUCAAUGCCACUGUCAACCGCAUGGAAGAGUGCUUUAUCUCCCACGGAUGGGGCAGUCUCCGAUUCCUCGCCCCUCUCGAGCAUGACAAGCAAUACUUCGCCUACGUCAAGAUGCAGCCUGUCGCCGGAAGCAAGAUGCGAGCUGGUGAUGUCUACGUCUUCAACUCCAGCAAGGAAAUCGUGGGUGUGGCUGGUGCCGUCCGCUUCCAGUGCAUCCCUCGCAAGUUGAUGGACGUCAUGAUGCCCAAGCCCAAGGCUGGUGCUAAGGCUGCCACCCCAGCACCAGCUCCUGUCAAGGAGACUCGUGCUGCCAAGGCUUCUACGCCCGUCGAGUCUGCCGCUCCUUCUCACAUCGAACUGCCGGCUCCCAAAGUGAAGGCCAAGAAGCCCGCCAAAACCCCCAAGGUCAAGGCUCCUGCUCCCCCCAAGUCUGCGCCUUCCUCCGGCAGCCUCGUUGCUCGGGCUUUCGACAUCAUCGCAAAGGAGAUCGAUGUUGAUCAGUCUGAACUGAACGAUGACAUCCAAUGGGCGGAUAUGGGCGUUGACAGUUUGAUGUCCUUGACCAUCUCCGGCAAAUUCCGUGAAGAUCUCGACCUGGAGGUGGACAACACCCUCUUCACUGAUCACGCCUCGGUGGGUGCUCUUCGCAAGCACCUGAGCGGCAUGUCAGUGCCGGAUGCGGCGACUGGCGGCGACGCUAGCUCUGUCGAAUCGACUGAUUCUGGCUCAGAGAGCGACGACGAAACUGUCGAGUCCGGUAUCACCACCCCCGACACGGAAGACUUCCCUGCCAAACCUGAAGACCAGGCCAAGUCUGCUGCCGUGGAAGCUGUGGCCCAGCCGCCCUCGGCCGCAGGUGGCGACAUGAUCGAAACCAUCCGGCAAGUGAUUGCCCAGGAAAUGGAGAUGGACCUGGCCGAGAUUACCGAGACUACCGAUCUCAGCAACUUGGGCAUGGACUCUCUGAUGGCCCUCACCGUUCUCGGCAAGCUUCGUGAGGACCACGACAUUGAUCUCGACCCCACUAUUUUGGCUGACAACCCAUCCCUUGGUCAUUUGCGAAAGGCCCUGGGUCUCGAAAAGCCCAAGGUCGCUCCACCUACAGCCCAGAAGCAUGAGGUUAGAACCAGCGUUGUUGUUGCCCCGGCCGCUCCUCCCGUCGAGGUUGUUGUCCAGAUGCCUCCUGCCACGUCGGUGUUGCUCCAGGGAAACCCUAAGACGGCCACCAAGAACCUCUUCUUGUUCCCUGAUGGAUCGGGCUCCGCCACCUCUUACGUGUCGAUCCCAGCCAUUGACAGCAAGAACCUGGCCGUCUAUGGUCUCAACUGCCCCUUCAUGAAGGAUCCUACGAACUACACCUGCGGGAUUGAAGGUGUAUCCAAGCUCUACCUUGAAGAAGUGAUGCGCCGACAGCCGAUGGGUCCUUACAUCCUGGGUGGUUGGUCUGCUGGCGGUGUCGUCGCCUACGAGGUCACCAGACAGCUCAGUGACCUGCAGAAGCUGCAUCCUGACCGCAACUACUCGGUCGAGAAGCUGAUCCUGAUCGACUCACCUUGCCCAAUCCGACUCGAGCCCCUGCCGGCUCGUCUGCACCACUUCUUUGAUGAGAUCGGGCUUUUGGGCACCGGUACGGGCAAGACGCCCAACUGGCUGUUGCCUCACUUCGAAUACAGCAUCAAGGCAUUGACCGCCUACCGUCCAGAGUUGAAGUCGACCCAUGAUUUCAAGGCACCCCCGACAUUGCUCAUCUGGGCGACCGAUGGUGUCUGCGGCAAGCCUGGUGACCCGCGACCUCCGCCACAAGCGGAUGAUCCCAAGAGCAUGAAGUGGCUCCUGGAGAACCGAAACGACUUCGGCCCCAACGGCUGGGACAAGCUUUUGGGAGUUGACGUGUGCAAGAUGGUCACAGUGGUUGGGAACCACUUUACGAUGAUGAAGCCUCCGGUGGCCAAGGGCGUUGGUCAGUUCAUCCGCGAGGCUCUUCUGUCUUAG
This is a messenger RNA of Fonsecaea multimorphosa CBS 102226, 6540 nucleotides long. RefSeq lists its product as uncharacterized. Gene Ontology annotation, biological process: fatty acid biosynthetic process; secondary metabolite biosynthetic process. The transcript has 3 exons. Bases 1 to 6540 code for a protein of 2179 amino acids. NCBI's taxonomy places the organism in Eukaryota, Fungi, Ascomycota, Eurotiomycetes, Chaetothyriales, Herpotrichiellaceae. Gene Ontology annotation, molecular function: phosphopantetheine binding; 3-oxoacyl-[acyl-carrier-protein] synthase activity; fatty acid synthase activity. The record is from RefSeq and is a predicted model, not a curated record.